UAUUUUUAGAGUUGCGAGUCGGUGCCCGCUAGCAGCGACGACAGUAGUCAGACAGAGUCGUCGUUGACCCUUGGGGAAAUCGAAGCGAAUUUCACGAAUUUUCCAUUGACCACCGGGGAAAUAAUCUAAAAAUUGAUACACUUGUCGCGCUAUAAGUGAAAACUUUAAAUAAUGGGAGUAUCCAGCAGCAGUAGUGGUCCGCCGGCUUUGAUCUCUGCGAGCGAACGUGGGGCAGAGGUACCUUUGUACCCGGGAGAUUGCCCCUCGAACGACGGCAGACAAAGAACAUAUGUCGGAACGAGUACGUACAAGAGGGAGGAUCAGCCACAAUCGCAAGGUCCGAGCUCCUACGCGACCUUGAAGACUGGUGAAUUUUGGGAUCAGAGGCCAACGGCACCCAGCCUGUCGAGCAUGCUACCUGCUAAACAUGAGACUCUGUUAACGUGCGCCACGCAAAUGACAGGUUGGCAGUCUGCCGAUAGUCACGAUCCCCUAAUGUGUCAACAAAAUAAUGAAAUCGUCGAGCUUUCGCGAAUCAUCUCGCAGCUGGCCAUGGCCAAUCAUCAAUUAGCCAGUGCGCAUACUGCAACGCUAGCGCGUAUGGAAUCGUUAUAUUUGGAGUUGUCGAAGGACAGAGAGGAUCGGAAGCGGAAGAUUACGACAGAGAAUCCGGAAAGGUGCGAGGACGUUUCUCGGAAAAGACUGCAGGCUGAAGACGUUCAAAAGGAGGAGAUGCGAAGACUGGAGCAGCGUGUCGUUAAAUUAGAAAAACUGCUGGCGACGUAUUCUCCUGGACAGUGCGAACAACGAGUUUGCUCGCAGGGGGACAGCAAAUUGCGCUCCAGAACGGAAACGUCGGAGAAUUCUUUCAAGACACGAGAUUCCUGUUCGAGAUCGGCGGAAUCGCGUUGCGAAUCGACGGAACAAACGAGUCACGUCGUGAUUGACGCUAUUAGUGAAGUACCUGAUGAUUGUGGCACGACCAGGAAGGAGACGGAUGUUCAAAUAUGCUGUAGUACUUAUUCCGAUGAUUCCGAGACGAAUAUUCCUAGAUUAGACGAGAACUCAUGUUCCAUGAAUGUAGAUUUAGAUAAAGUGCUCAGAAAACGCGCAAGAUUGAGAGACGACGAACAAGAUCCGAUGAGAAAUCCAGCGAACGAAGAAUUGUUUAAAUUGUCGGAGGAAGUUGAGAGAUUGAAAGCGGAUCGACUGGAAUUUCAAAGUGCGAACGAAAGACUGCUGCGUAGUCUGACGGAUCAGAGAAAUUUGGUGGAAAAAUUAGGCACAGAUAAUGAGGAACUGAGAACGCGAUAUGCAACAGUAGAAGCUAAUUUGUACGAACGCAAGCAACAUCACGACGAACUGACGAAACACUUGGAUUGCGCUAAGAAAGAAGUCGAAAGAUUGCUGAAAGAGAUCGAUAACUUUCAGUCAGAAAAAGGCACUGCCGAUGCGAGAAUUGCAACGCUGGAACAAAAGCUGCAAAAAUCGUUGCUCGAGACUGAGCGGAUCAAGAAUGCGGAAAACCAAAAGAUAUCAGAAUUGCAGGCACAAUUGUCCGAAGAAGUCAAUGACAAGAUAAAGCAGAUUAAAGCUCUUGAAGACGCUUCGCAGGAGAUUCAAAGACUGAAGGAGACUAUGAAGACUGAAAGAAGGAACGAAGAUGAUGUUGUUUCGGGAGAAGAUAUUGAUUUGAUCGGCUUAUCGGAAGAUACAUCGAAUCCAAAUUGUGCCGCUUCCAGUAUGGACGAAUUUAGAAAGGAACUAACCGUCAAGAGAGAAGCUAGACACAGGGCUAUCGCGGCGGUCUCGUCCGAGAUGGAAAGACUUAGAAGAGAAUUGGACGCUGAGAAGGAAGCUCAUUCCGAAACGUCGAGCAUGCUGGCUCAGUUACGUUCCGUUCAUAGCAAUCCGCAAGAUUCCGAUCUUGAGAAUGACGGCUUUGCUAGGAUGAAAGAACAAGAGAAACACAAGCACGCGGAUGAAAGCGAGAAAGCGAUGAAACGCGCAGAGGCGCAACGAUUGACGCGCACCCUAAAGGUAUCCGAUGAGUUAAGGAAUGGCGUGCGAUACCAAAUUGAGAAGGUGGACGACCUUCGUUACCACCUGGAGACCAAUUCAGACCGUCAUCGACAACGCAUUCGCUGUUUGGCGGAAGCGGCCAGCAAGGCACGCGUGUCUCUCACUGCACGAGAACGUCAGACUAAUGAGUUAAAGAAUUAUCUGGCUCAACUACUGGCCAGAUUGGGCGACAGGAGUUUCCUGGAAAUCCAAGAUGACGUGGGAGUCGAAUGCGACCGACAGUUGGAGAAUAUAAACGCGCUGAGGAGCCUCUACAACGAGAGGCUGAGGAUCUUGACCGAUUUGAAAGAUUCCGCGACCAAGGAGCUGAUAGAUGUGAAACAGAAACUGGAAUACACUCUAAAGAAAUCGGAGAACUUGGAAGAGGAGCUUAAAAAAGCUGAAGACAAGGUCGACACUCAAGACUCGGAAAUAACAAACUUGGAGUCGCAAUUGGGAUUAACCAAGGCGGAUUGCAGAGAUCUACAGAAUCAGAUAUCUCUCAUUAAUGGAUUAUUCACACAGAUGCUGCUCGGAGCUUCCUCUGCGGACAUGGAUCUUGAUCGGUUGACUCAGUUGCUACAGGAAAAUCACGAUCUUAUAAGUGACAUAGCGAGGGAAGAAAGUACCGAAGCAGCGGCUCUUCCUAAACUUCUUUUGGAUUUGAUUGAGCAAGUCGAGGGCGGUAAAGCAUCCCAGAAACACACGAAUGAAGAGAAUAAUGCAGAAAAUGUUGGCGAAGUCGACAGGAAGGAAGAUGAUCUCCAAGAAGAAGAUAUCGCUCAUAAUUUACCGAAGGUGUGGCGCGUUUUAUUCGAACUACUUAGUUGCCACGCGGUGACUUCUCCGACCGUUUCCGUCGCAUCCUGUUCGGAUCCGAACAGCUGUUACAAGUCUGUGGACACUCCGGCCGGCCCAAGAUUGGUAAUAUCCGUUAGCAAGACUUAUAUUCGUUUGAAGGAAUUAAUUCUGGAAAAGAAGCAUUUGGAGAAGGAGAUGAAUCGCAUGAAACAGUUGAACACUCAUUUGGAAAGUAAAUUGGGCGAACAGGAGAAGAGACUCUCUAUGGUGUCGGUGGAGUUGGCCAAAACAUGGACUAUCGUCGACCGGAUGCAGGUGCAGCAUCAGCAGUUGCACACACAUGAGGAGAUAUUAAGAUACGAGCUGCAAGAGAAGAGAAAAAUGUUACAGGAGUUGAAGCAGGAAUUGGAAUACUGCAGAGAAAAAUGGGAAUCGGCUAGACAAAAAAACACGAACACCGAACGCGAGUGGAGAAACUUGCGUCGCGAGUUUGCUGCACGGAAAGCUUUAGCUGCCCACGAUUCUUUUAAUAGCGCUGAAAGCGGUUUCAGUGACGAGAGAGGUGACGAUAGUGACGAAGAAGAAGCGCUUGAGGGACGAAUCAGACAUGGUCCACGCCGACGGACACGAAAGGAGAAUCCUAGAGCGCCGACACCGGACACGGAAUCCGAACAACCGACAGAUACUGAGCUAUCGGAGUCGAAGACUGGUUCCUCGGCGACUUUAGAACAACGCACACCAACUCCGGAGACGGAAGCGGAAUUGGACGAGGCAGAAAUCGCACAUAUUGAUUCCGAACUUAUUAACGUGACGGAAGUUGAUGGUAUUAUGGAAGGUACGCAAGAAAUUUUAGAUCCUUUGGACCAAGCUCUCACCAACGUUAUACAAAAUCUUAUAAAAAUUGACGAUGGAGAAUUAGACCAGAAUAUUUCAGCCUCACGAGAAAGUAUGACGACACCCUUCAAAGAUUCGUGUGACAAUCUUAUCCCUGAAAUCAGCGGCCAUACGGAAACCGAUCAAACUACUACUUCUAGAACGGAUUUCUGCGAAAAUCCGCAAUCUUGCACUCUGGCCAUUGAACCUGAGUGUAUGUCGCCCAUUGUGAAGACACUGAAACGAACAGCGACGAGUAUUGACCUAUCUUCGGUAGUAGAUAAUGGCGAAUUGCCUGAAUCAACCGUGAUCAAAAACUUGUCAAAGCGGCAGGACGACGACAACGGUGAGAAAGUAAACUCCGAAAAUAUUCCAUUAUCGUCCGUUUCUUAUACACCUAUCGUUACUGUUGCAAACACAAGUAGCACAAUGUCUGUCUUUUCCAUUGGACCUCUUCCUGCAUCUACAAAAAAUGUGCAGUUCAGCAAUCCCUUGAUCAUGGGUCCAUCUAAUCGUUUUCUUGCUCCAGUAUUUGGCACGGCCGCGACAGAAUCGGAAAGUUUUACGGAUAACUGUAUUACCUCCUCGCCAAACGUUUGGUCCUCUUCGACGACAGUGUCAUCAAGUCAAGACGAGGAGCUGAUAGAAGACAAGGAUCAACGAUCUUCCAAACCAAUAGACAACGUUGCAGAUUCCGACAAUAUCUCCGUAGAUUCCUCUUCGAGUUUAGAUACGGUCCGAGAAUUUCCUACAGCCGACGUUAGUCCCGUACCUUCGUCUAUAUCGGCGUCUAGAAACGAGCUGCGGGAAAGCGCGACAAGCUCGCAGAGCGAAUCCACUAAAUGCCAAACUCCUGAGGAAGUUUUGGCGACGCGAGCCGAUCGAUUAAAACGUUUGGAGGAACAGGCCGAUUGGCUCAUGAAAAAAAUGAACGCUACGAGCAAACGCGGCACCGCUCUUUGCAUAAGAUUAGAGGAGCUUCAUGAGACUUAUGGUGAACCACCAGUUCCUCCGCCCAUGCCAGAUGUUUUACCCAACCGUAGGCUGCCAUCCACCCUACCCAAUCUACCUCGUCAGGUACCUGAACCGUCAUCCGUUGAAGGUACCAAGAAUACGGAAAGCGAGAGUUCGAGAACAGACAAAAAUGACACGUCGAAUGCUACUAUGCCAUGAAGUAUCUAUAAGUUUUUACUUGCAAAGAAAAAUUAGUUAAUAUUUAUCUUCAUUAUCCUUCAAACAUAGAUGCAAUAUCCUCCUUGCAUACAAAGACACAUUGCAAAACAAUAUAUUUUAUUUGUGAUGUUGUUCCGAAUGUAAUUAACGUUCGUUAUCGUAAUAUUAAUACAGCUAAUUGAAUAAUGAACUUAAUUAAUCUGUGAUCCCAUAUUGAUCUUCUCUCUCAACACGUAUCUUCAAAUUUUUAUAAAAUUUCAAAUUUCCCUAUAUUUUAAUUUUAUAUAAUAUAUUUAAAUACCAUAUAGUUUCCUUCUUGUUGUUUCCUAUAAACAUUGACGUAAUUUUUUUGUUAUAUUCUAUUUGCAUCUCGUAUACAUAAUUAAUAGCAAGAAAGUGUCUCAUAUAACAUGAACAAUAAUUUAUACAAGAUGACUUAUUGUAAUUGAUCUUUUAAAAUAAAGGGAAAGAAAUGAAAUA
Vollenhovia emeryi is the source of this 5388-nucleotide messenger RNA. Its product is annotated as myosin-2 heavy chain. Bases 172 to 4908 code for a protein of 1578 amino acids. The transcript is spliced from 15 exons. NCBI's taxonomy places the organism in Eukaryota, Metazoa, Arthropoda, Insecta, Hymenoptera, Formicidae. The record is from RefSeq and is a predicted model, not a curated record.